GUUGGUGCAUUCUUAUUUAAUCGGCCAAAUCCUUUGUUACAAAAUAUUUAGAGGAAAAUGAAGAACGUAGGCAUGGUUUUGUUCAUUUUUCUUUUACUGGAGGCAAUGUGCAGUGAAGGGUGUUGGAAGGAAGAGAGAGAAGCUCUUUGGGACCUAAAUUCCCAUUUUGGCUUCCCUUUGUCUUUGAAGUGGUAUGGCACAGAUUGUUGUCAGUGGGAAGGAGUUGAGUGCAACUCCUCCACAAGGAGAGUGGCCAAACUCAAUCUUUAUGAAGACACGUGGAAAAAUGUUAAUCGGUAUCUAAACUACACGGAUUUUAUUGUCUUCAAAGAUUUGAAGAGUCUCAACUUGUCACAUAAUGGGAUAAUUGGUUGUGCAGGCAAUAAUGAAGGUUUGGAAAAUUUGGAAGUCCUUGACUUGAGUGAUAAUCAUAUAGAUAAUGCUGCCAGCAUUCUUUCUUGUUUGGAUGAACUUUCAUCUCUAAAAUCUCUAUAUUUAACAUAUAACAGGUUCAAUGUAUCUUCAAUCCACGUUUUGGAAUCUCUGUCAUCAAAGUUGCGUUAUCUGGAGGUCCUGGACAUAAGUGGUAAUUAUUUGACUAAUGACAUCCUGCCAUCUCUUGAGGGAUUCACAUCAUUGAAGGAACUGUAUUUGGCUGCAAGUCAUUUGGACUCAGAUGUUCAUGUUCAAGGUUUAUGCUCAAGAUUGAGGAAUCUUGAGGUCCUUGACUUGUCCCACAACAACUUCAAUGACAGUGAUAUUGCAUCUGCUCUUAGUGGGGUUUCGUCCCUAAAGUCCUUAAAUUUAGGACAUAGUCAAUUGACUCCGAGAUCAGUUUUUAAUAUGUCAAAACUGAGAUCUCUGGAGAUCCUGAACUUAGCUGGAAACGAUUUGAAUGAGAGUAUCCUGGGGUCUCUAGAUGCUCAAUAUGUUCUUCCCUAUGAGGAUGUCAUCUAUGAAGACUACUACAAAUCUAUCAAGGUUUGGGUGAAAUAUCCUAUUCAUUCUUCACCUGAAUCUAGUGGUAACCUGAUCUCAAGUCUAUCUUACUGA
Messenger RNA from Cajanus cajan (pigeon pea), 1053 nucleotides. The record is from RefSeq and is a predicted model, not a curated record. NCBI's taxonomy places the organism in Eukaryota, Viridiplantae, Streptophyta, Magnoliopsida, Fabales, Fabaceae.